CUUUUCAAUGCAGAAAUACCUUUGAAAUUAGAUAUUUUUAUAUUUAUAAAUUAUUUUGUUAUAUUAAGAGCUAGAAGUAUUUUGCAAAAUGUUUUUAUCCUUGUGGGAACUAACCAGAUGGCUUGGUGUCACUGUUCUGGAGAUGUUCAUAUGGCUCACGGCAGUGUUGAUCACACUUGUCCUGGUGGUCCUGCGAGUAGAAGAGGUGAUGCCACGAAUGAGUUGGUGGGUCGUCCUCUCCCCCAUGUUCAUAGCUGAUGCUCUCAAUACGUACUUUUGUGUCAUUGUCCUCAUUAGAAUGUACCUGAAUGGUGUGCUCAAACCAGCCGCAUUACGAGCACUUUGGAGUUUUUCUGUACUUACAUUAGGUUUUAUUUUUAAAUUUCUCUUGUGUAAAAAGUUGGUGAAACCCACUGAAUUUGAAUAUUCUGCUGUUAUGUCACCUGUGUUUAUUCUCCUACAGUUAAUCAUGAUACGAGCAUGUCACCUUAAUUAAUUUGUAAUAUUCUCUCAUGUUUUAAUGAAUAAAUAUCACUCAAAUAAUUUUCAUAGUGUAUCUCCCUGUGAUUUACAGCAUAAAUAAACGAUGUGUAACUUGAA
Penaeus chinensis is the source of this 600-nucleotide messenger RNA. Its product is annotated as transmembrane protein 203-like. The coding region runs from base 89 to 496 and encodes 135 amino acids. The transcript has 2 exons. Gene Ontology annotation, biological process: intracellular calcium ion homeostasis. Gene Ontology annotation, cellular component: endoplasmic reticulum. The record is from RefSeq and is a predicted model, not a curated record. NCBI's taxonomy places the organism in Eukaryota, Metazoa, Arthropoda, Malacostraca, Decapoda, Penaeidae.